UGCUUUAAUUUUUUGAUCUUAGUUGGCUGCAAGGCAGCAUAAAUUUAUAAAUGAUGUGCUUUAAAAGUACCAGAAUCUAGAGUCUGGCGGCAACUGACGGAGCAUUGCAAUCGACACGGUUUCAUGGAGCGGGAUCGGGAUAAAUACCCGGUGAAGAUUCAAGUGAUGCAGGCCAUCGCAGGGGCCAUGACCGGAGCCAUGACGCGGGUCGUUACGCAUCCGUUCGACGUUCUGAAAAUCCGCUUUCAGAUCCAGGUUGAGCCGCUCAGCGACAGGAGCAAGUGGAAGUACCAGAGUAUCCUGCAGGGCUUUCGGAAGGUAUACGUCGAGGAGGGGGCCCGGGGUCUGAUGCGCGGCCAUUCUUCCGGCCAGGUGAUGAGCAUCUCAUACGCCAUUGUCCAGUAUUGGUCCUACGAGCGAUUCCGGAGCCUGGCGCGCACGGUGUCCUACCUGGAGGAUCAUCCCUCGCUGCGUCACUUUCUGUGCGGCGGCUUUUCGGGCUGCAUGGGUGCGGUGGCAUCGCAACCCUUCGACGUUGUCCGGACACUGGUGGUGGUAGUAGAUCCCAACUCCAAGCGGAGUAACAUGCGUCCGAUCGAGGGCGUGCGCCUGGUGUAUCGCAAGUUCGGCUGGAGGGGCCUCAUGACGGGACUGCCCUUUACCAUGGCCGAGACGUUUCCACUGGUAGGCAUCAACUUUCUCAUCUACAAGUACCUCAACUCGUGGGUGCUGGCGGGGAAGCAUGAACACAAUUGUGAUGUGCAUUCGCCCCGGACAGGACAGUGCACGGACAUCCACAGCGGAUAUUUGUUCGUGAAUGGCGCCCUGGCCGGAGUGGUGGCCAAGACUCUCAUCUAUCCGGUGGACCUGCUCAGGAAGCGCAUCCAACUGGUGAGCCUCAACCAGAACCAGACCCAAAGAAGCAGCCCCGACUGCCCCACGGUGCUGCAGUGCAUCGUGGCCACAUUUCGGAUAGAGGGCUUGCACGGAUUUUACAAGGGAAUAAUGCCUACUUUAAUCAAGUCGGCGCUGACCAGUGCCUUCUACUUCACCAUCUAUGACGUGGUCAACCGUCGGUUCAUUGCGCCACGCAAGGAAGAGUUGCAAUAGGCGUGUCGGACUCUUGAAUGGGGAUCCCAGUUGCAUGGAAUCUGAUAUCGAGGUUUUUACAAAUAAUGAUAGAAAUAUAGAACCUUUUAUCAUUAGAUGGUUGUGCUUUCGGGAAAUAAAGAUAUAAGAUAUAAUCUUCAA
Molecule: messenger RNA, 1251 nt
Organism: Drosophila serrata
Lineage: Eukaryota; Metazoa; Arthropoda; Insecta; Diptera; Drosophilidae
Gene: Tpc2
Product: Thiamine pyrophosphate carrier protein 2
Biological process (GO): transmembrane transport
Source: RefSeq, a predicted model, not a curated record